CCAGAAACGGUCCAGAAAUCCCAGCGAAGCCAAAACCUCUUCUUUCUUCACCGAGGAUAUGGAAGGGUAAAUUUAUAUUUCAUUAAUUUAAAAUAGGUUUUGUUUCGUUUCAGAACGUUUGAUCGAAUGAUGUUUUUUUUUAAAUGCCCUUAUUUUAUGCUAAACAUUCUUGUGGAGCAUUCUCACUAACUUAUUGGUGAUUUUUGUCCCCAUUAUAUUAGAGAACUAUUUAUUCCUUUUUGUUUAAAAUGUCAGCAUCUUUUUUUUAAAAAAUAUUUGUGUUAAAUGGGAAACGUAUAAAACAGGAAAAUAUUUUCAAUAUGAAGUAAUGAAUUGAAUUGAAUAUUUAUUUGGCGCUUGUGUCCAUGCUACCCUAGCACGCUCACAGCGCUCUGAUGUUCUUAAAUCUAUUAAAAUUUUAAAAAAAAGUCUUUAAAUGUUUCUUAAAUGAUUUUUUAAAUAAUUUCCAAUGUCCCUCAAAGAUUGGGGCAAACUGUUCAAUAAUUUUGGCGCUAUCGCUUCAAAAAAGAGCUUUCCGUAUGACUUUUCUGUGUCCAUCCAUACUGGGAAAUCUCAGUAAGGAGCUCAAACAUAUUUACCCUAAUCUCCCGCUUUCCCGUUUGGGAAUUUAAGAAAAUUUAUGAGCGUUAUAAAAAAUAACCGAGUGCAAAUGCCUUGCAUUGCAAAGACCUAUAUUGCUACGACUUGCAUUGCUGCCUUGCAUUGCUAAGACCUAUAUUGCUACGACUUGCAUUGCUGCCUUGCAUUGCAAAGACCUAUAUUGCUACGACUUGCAUUGCUGCCUUGCAUUGCAAAGACCUAUAUUGCUACGACUUGCAUUGCUGCCUUGCAUUGCAAAGACCUAUAUUGCUACGACUUGCAUUGCUGCCUUGCAUUGCAAAGACCUAUAUUGCUACGACUUGCAUUGCUGCCUUGCAUUGCUAAGACCUAUAUUGCUACGACUUGCAUUGCUGCCUUGCAUUGCAAAGACCUAUAUUGCUACGACUUGCAUUUGCCUUGCAUUGCAAAGACCUAUAUUGCUACGACUUGCAUUGCUGCCUUGCAUUGCUAAGACCUAUAUUGCUACGACUUGCAUUGCUGCCUUGCAUUGCAAAGACCUAUAUUGCUACGACUUGCAUUGCUGCCUUGCAUUGCAAAGACCUAUAUUGCUACGACUUGCAUUGCUGCCUUGCAUUGCUAAGACCUAUAUUGCUACGACUUGCAUUGCAGCCUUGCAUUGCUAAGACCUAUAUUGCUACGACUUGCAUUGCAGCCUUGCAUUGCUAAGACCUAUAUUGCUACGACUUGCAUUGCUGCCUUGCAUUGCAAAGACCUAUAUUGCUACGACUUGCAUUGCUGCCUUGCAUUGCAAAGACCUAUAUUGAGAUGACCCACAUUGAUGUCUUACAUUGCAAUGACUUAAAUUGUAAUGAAUUACAUUGUUAUGACUGAUAGUGCUAUGACUUAAAUUUUCAUGACAUACAUCAUUUUGAAUUCAUUUGCUAUGACUUUCAUUACUCAUUUCCAUGACUUACAUGUUUAUGACUUACAUUGUUAGGACUUACAUUGCCAUAACUUACAUUGCUAUGACUUACAUUGUUAUGACUUACAUUGUUAUGAAUUACAUUGAUAUUACUUACAUUGUUAGGACGUACAUUGCUAUGACUUACAUUUCUACAAAUUAAAAUUGAUAUGACUUACAUUGGUAUGACUGACAUUUCUAUGAAUUACAAUUGCUAUGACUUACAUUGGUAUGACUUACAUUUCUAUGAAUUAACAUUGCUAUGAAUUAACAUUGCUAUGACUUACAUUGGUAUGACUAACAUUGCUAUGACGUACAUUGCUAUGACUUACAUUGCUAUGACUUAUAUUGCUAUGACUUACAUUGCUAUAACUUACAUUGUUAAGACUUACAUUGCUAUGACUUACAUUGUUAGGACUUACAUUGCUUGACUUACAUUGUUAUGACUUACAUUUUAAUGACUAAAAUUGCUACGACUUACUUUGUUAUGACUUACAUUGUCAUGACUUACAUUACUAUUACUGACAUUGUUAUGAGUACAUUGUCAUGACUUACAUUGUUAUGAAUUACAUUGGUAUGACUUACAUUGCUUUGACUUUCAUUGUUAUGACUUACAUUGCUAUAACUUAUAUUGCUAUUACUGACAUUGUUAUUACUACAUUGUCAUUUCUUACAUGACUGACAUUGUUAUGACUACAUUGAUAUGACUUACAUUGCUAUGACUUAACUUUUUAUGAAUUACAAUGUUAUGACUGAUAUUGCUUUAACUGAAAUUUUCAUGGCUUACAUCAUUUUGAAUUACUUUGCUAUGACUUACAUUGUUAGGACUUACAUUGUUAUAAUGAACAUCACUAUGACUAACAUUGUAAGGACUUACAUUGGUAUGACUUACAUUGAUCUGACUUACAUUGUUAUCAUUUUCAUUGUUAUGCCUUACAUUGCUAUUACUUACAUUGUUAGUACUUACAUUGUUAUGAUUUACAUAGCUAUGACUAAUAUUGUUAGCACUUACAUUGGUAUGACCUGCAUUGUUAUGACUUACAUUGCUAUUACUUGCAAUGCUUUGAAUUUUACUGUUGUAGCUUACUUUGCUUAAUUUUAAAACUUUUUUCUUGUUUAGAUUCACUGACGGAAAUAAAAUGAUACUAACAUCAGUGAUUGUGUUGUUCAUCCUGUCGGUGACAAUAGAAGCAACUACAGAAGACGAUCCAUUUCUCGAAGGUCAGUUUUUAAAAAUUACAAUUUCCCACAAUUUUAGUAAUUUACUUGUACUUUAAACGGGGCAAAAGCACGUUUAUGUGACGCAAUGCAGGUUCUAUGAUUACAAUGUCAAGAAUUUCUAUACGGAAGUGUCACAAUUAUAAAGUUUUAAUGACGCAAGUUUUAUAUAAGAAGUUCUGUAAUCAUGAUGACGAAACAUAUCAUAAUAAUGGCCACACACUUAAUUCGAAACAAAUAAAUGAUCAUUUUUUAAAAUUUUAAUUUCAUUGUGGCGUAGCUAGGGUUUGUGACUCCCUAGACCAGCGGCUCUCAACCAUUUUAGGGGAUGAACGCCCUUAAAUCAUGGGUCGCCUAAGACCAUUGGAAAGCACAUAUUUUAUGAAGUAGCACUGAGAAUUAUUUUAUGGUUAGGGGUCAUCACAACAUGAGGAACUGAAUAAAAGGGUUCGCGGCAUUACAAAGAUUGAGAACCUCUGCCCCAGAUGUCACUUUACUUUUCGCCUCCCUCAUGCAGGAAAACCAGAGAUCAUACAGAAUGCAUAUCCAACCUGGCCAUAUACGGUAUAGUCAUCGAACCGAAAACACUUUAUAAAGCCUCACCAGGUUUGGACUCCCUUGAAUUCCCACUUUUUUCUUCUUAAUAAUCUUAUUAUUAUUUAAUUUUUCUCAGCGGUGUUCAUGGUCGAGGACUACAAGAGCUCUGACCACUUGACGUUGGUCUGUCCAGCCACCCAAAACGACGAGGUCGACCUGUUUAUCUCUAAAUCUCAUACGUAUCUGAACUUUUCAAGGCUGGUAACAUUUAGGCCAGGCGUCCCUUGCCAAGUCAUGAAGCCGUGUAAGGAUAGCAUCCCCUUACAAUGCUCGUAUUGCGGAGACAACCCCAAAGAGAAGCAAGUCUUCGCGGCCGUCUCCAGACAAUCCACCAAUCUUGAGGCGUACAAGUGCCACUAUCUAAAAACGAACGGGGAUCAAUUGUAUUUGCUUGUUGGUAAGUUUGGUAAUAUUUUUUAGUGAUACCAUCUACCCAUGAAAUUUUGAGCACACUGUUGGCAUUUCAUAACAACACAUGUCAACUCCUAUGUCACUGUUUAAACAACAAUCGGUUGUCGCAAAAUAGAUAUUAUAUUUUUUUUAAAUUUGGAAACAAAGUGGCAAUGGACGAGGCUCUUGGGGGCGCUCUUUGACAACAAAGGGACAACAGAUGAGGCUCCUAGCGGCAUUCCUUGGCCAGAAAGCGGCAAUGGACGAAGCUCUUGACGCUCCUUGAUAGGAUAUUGAGAAAAUCCUGCGUUUCUAAUGUAUGAGGAGAUGUCCCGUCUCUCACUCGUAGUUAAUAUAGUACAAUAAAUUAGAAUAAGUAUCAUAACCGAUUUGCGCACGUAAAGAUAGAACCAGUCCAACCCAUGUGCCCAUCAACAGAUAGAACCAGUCCAACCCAUGUGCCCAUCAACAGAUAGAACCAGUCCAAACCAUGUGCCCACCAACAGAUAGAACCAGUCCAACCCAUGUGCCCACCAACAGAUAGAACCAGUCCAACCCAUGUGCCCACCAACAGAUAGAACCAGUCCAAACCAUGUGCCCACCAACAGAUAGAACCAGUCCAACCCAUGUGCCCACCAACACAUAGAACCAGCCCAACCCAUUGCCCACCAACAGAUAGAACCAAUCCAACCCAUGUGCCCACCAACAAAUAGAAGCAGUCCAACCCAUGUGCCCUCCAACAAAUAGAACCAGUCCAAACAAUGUGCCCACCAACAAAUAGAAGCAGUCCAACCCAUGUGCCCUCCAACAAAUAGAACCAGUCCAAACCAUGUGCCCACCAACAGAUAGAACCAAUCCAACCCAUGUGCCCACCAACAAAUAGAACCAGUCCAACCCAUGUGCCCACCAACAGAUAGAAACAAUCCACCCAUCAGUACACCAAAAGAUAGAACCAGACAUAGCUUGACCGAUCUAUAAACCCAAAUAUUGAAACAGCCCCGGCAAUCAUUGACCUGCGUACCCACUGAAUGAGCCAAUCCCCACUGACCUCCACCCCCAAAGAUAGAGGCAAUCGCCACUAACCUCCACCCCCACAGAUAGAGGCAAUCGCCUCUGACCUCCACCCCCACAGAUAGAGGCAAUUGCUCCUGACCUGCAGCCCCACAGAAUGAGCGAGUCCACACUGACCUCCACCCCCUCAGACAGAGGCAAUCGCCACUGACUUGCAGCCCCACAGAAUGAUUCAGUUCCCAUAGACCUCCACCCCCACAGAUAGAGGCAAUCGCCACUAACCUACAGUCGCAUAGAAUGAGCCAGUCCCCGCUGACCUUCACCCUCACAGAUUGAGGCAAUCACCAAUGACCUGCAGCCCCACAGAAUGAGCCAAUCCCCACUGACCUCCACCCCCAACGAUAGAGGGAAUAGCCACUGACCUCUACCCCCACAUAUAGAGGCAAUCGCCACUGACAUGCAGGCCCACAGAAUGAGCCAGUCUCCACUGACUUCCACCCCCACACAUAGAGGCAAUCGCCACUGACCUCCACCCCCACAGAUAGAGGCAAUCGCCACUGACCUGCAGCCCCACAGAAUGAGUCAGCCCCCAUUGACCUGCUCCCCCACUGAUAGAGGCACUCACCGGUGACCUGCACCUCCACAGAUAGAACUGGCCCCAGCAAUCACCAAUCCACGCUCCCACAGAUUGAACUAACAAAGAUCAAACAAUUGAUUACUAUUUUCAAACUGAUCUAAUUUCAUAUGACCAGCUAGGGUGAUUAAAUUUUUUUUUAAAAAGCUUGUUUCUUUGUAGAUUAAAUAAUUUUUUCUCUGAUCAUUGAAAUUUGAUGUUGCGACAUUUUAGUGUUGACAUUCAUCGCCAAUGUGGCUCACAAUGUAUUUCAGUCAAUAUAAUCUUCACUGGUUGUACUUUGUAAGAGAUGAACGUAGUCAAAGAAAUUGGGUUUUUAAGAUACGAUUAUGUUUAGUUUUUUUAAUUCAAAGGUUUUAGUUGCCAAUUCUGGCAAUAACAUAAUUGUGAUGAACAUCUUUGGAAUUAAAGAAUUGUAUUUUCCUGUAUUGGCUGAUUAGUUAGCUCGUAUGGGAUUUUAUUUAUGAAAAAAAGAUGUGACAUUCUCUCUUUACAAAAUGGGUAGGUUCAUUUUGCCCAAGGCAAUACUAGAAUAAAUAACCCGAUGUUUUCGGAGGUAGGAGAUAAGAUGUGUAUAGUUUUAUAAAUACAUGUCGGAGGUAGGAGAUAAGAUGUGUAUAAUUUUAUAAAUACAUGUCGGAGGUAGGAGAUAAAAUGUGUAUAGUUUUAGGUGGAUGACAACAUCGUUAAUUCCUAUGGUAUUCCCUUUUAAAUAAAAAGAGAUGUUACAUUCUCUGUUUACAAAUAUGGGUAAUUUCAUUUUGCCCAUGGCAAUACAAGAUACGCAUCAAAAUAAGAUAAUGAAUUUGAUCAAUAAUUAACCUCCUUGGGUACAUUCAUAUCGGUGGUAGGAAAAAGGAUGUGUACAUUUUUACGUGGAUGACAAUAUAUUUAAAUCCUAUGGUAUUACAUUUGUGAAAAAAGAGAUUUUUAAUUCUCUUUUUACAACUAAACAAAUGUUUAACAAUAAAGAAAAUCAAUGGCGUUACAUGUAUAUAACCAUACUCUUAAAUAUGUAAACCCAAUCAUUUCACACACAUGAAAGAGUAAUUUUGAAAAUUAGAGAUGGGUUAAUAUUUACUUUCAAAGAAUGAAAUUAUAAUUUUGAUUUUACUUUGCAAAAAGUAAAGAGGUGUGUAUUUUAUGAGAUAAAGAAUUCAAUUUUUUUUUAAAAGAUACUCAAGUGUGUUUCAGGCGCGAAAAAUGGUUGCGAGAUUCGUCUUUAGAUAAAAAUAAUUCUUUGUUUUACGAGUCUCUGAUAAUAUAUAAAUUUUUUAAAGGCAUAAAUAUGUUUACAUUUUUGAUGGAGAUAUCAAUACAUAUUGAAUUCCUGUCAUAUAAAAUAUACUUAAUAUCAUGUAUAUAGUUUUUGAUGUAAAUUUAAGAUUAGUUUUUUAAAACAAUUUUUUGAGAAAAAAAGUUGUAAUUCAAGGGCACGAAAAGGGGUAACUCUUAAGUAUUUCUCUAAGAUAGUAAAUCUCCCUCAAUUAACUCCUUUAGUGACAAAAUUGAUAUAAGUAGUGAUAAGUUAGACUGGGUGUUUUAAUGUCAUGUUUAGAGGGGGGGGGGAGUAGUUUAGGAGCGUGAAAGGGAGUAAGGUAGUCUUAUGUUAUAUAGCAGAUAAAUACUUCUCAAAACUUAAUGAUGUUAGAAAUGUAAAUAGCAUUAUUUAUUUAAAGUUAUGAAUUGUAAUAAUUUUUUGCAAUCGCGCUUAGAAAUUUACGCAAAGGACCUAUCAUUUCUAGUGUUAAAAUAAUAUUCUUUACAUUGUGUUGUCUAGAGAAGACCACAACUGAAACUAAUGUCUACAAGAUUUCGGCAAUCGCAUUGUCCUGCAUCCUGGGCUGUUUUCUCCUCGGAGUGUGUGCAGUUUUGGUCAAGCGUUGCCGUGCAGGUCAAGGAAGUUUUUUUUCUCUCUUUCAAAAAAUCUUACCUCUUCUCUAGUCGUAGCAUUAUCUUACUCUAUACCACUUACAUUUUAAUAUCGGUAAAAUGCAAAGACUCAUUUUCUUUGUUUUAUGAUAUAUUUUAUCAAUACUUGGUUAGAAUAUAAUGUAAUGCAUACGAAUUGUUUUUUAACCAGGUAACUAUUCAUUAGUCGGGACUAACCUCUGUUGGCUUAACAAGACAAGGACAGAGGACUCGGUGUAAGUUGAUUUAUAACUAAUACACUAAUCUUUAUUAUCUAAUUACAACUAGCUGAACUGUCCGUUCUACGCCCGGAACGAGGAUAUUUUGAUGGACACAUCAUGAUAAAGCAACGGUGGGACGUACGGUAAACAAUCGGCCAAGUCAGUUUCAUGUCCUCUAAGACGUGGUUUCCAUUUUGAAUUUUUGUCAUCCCAAGUUUAACGGCGUUCGGGUAUUUCCAUAUGCAAACAAUCUUGAGAAUCAGGGCCUUCCUGAGAAACUGGUUAAAGUCCCCAAUCACGGAAGACAAAAGCAUAUCAUUACCAUUGAAGCUGGGACACAUUUUAUCGUCCAAAAACUUUGUUUGAAUCCGUGGUCUACCCUUAUGGGAAAGCUAGGGGUAACACAUUGGAUCACAGAGUCAACCAAGGACGGGUAUAUUUGUAAAAUUCCGGUGUGUCUGAUGAUUUGUACUUUCUCGAAUUCCCGAUGUUGCACCAUCUUGCACCAUCUGCACUGUAAAAAAACAACCGCUGUAAUUUCCCCUUUAAUAUUGGGAGCCUUUGUUCUGCUGUGGUGCUCAUUAUAUACUUCUUCCUCAAGAAGUUCAUGCUAUCAUCAGUUGGCUGUCGCUUUUCCAGAUGUGCCUUUACUAAGCCGUCUUGUUAUAAUUUAGCAUCUCAUGCCCGAAAACAGUCACCGAUACAAACUAAAUAUAAACAACUGCACAAUUAACCCCCACACUAUGUACGCACACUUAAAAAUAAUUACACAGAUCUACAACGAUGGCGGACCGACUACCUACGGCCAGUGGCGGAGCUAGGGUUGGCGUCACCCGGUGCGGUCCGCACCCCCCGAACCCCUCUAGCGACGCCACGACCUACAGCGUUGAAUAUAAGAUAUCAGCGGUGAAAAUAUCUGGAAAAACACACACAAGUUAUGCUUGAAUAGCAUUGGAUGUUGAAGAGUGAUACACACUGCCCGCUUUAUGACAGAUCAACAUUUAUGAUUUCGUGGCGGUAUUUUUUUUUGUGUGUUAAUAGCACAAUACUUGCCAAGGUCAGCACCAACCCCACAAUAGUUGGCAAGGUCGCCACACAACAGUACAGUUUUAUAAACUGACUUUAAAAGAAAUAUAAUUAGCCUAGGUGUAACUAAAAAAAAAUUGUUUAAAGCAUACAGGGAUCUUUUGAACAUGGAAUUUUUUUAAUCUCUUGUAUAAUAAGUGGUUGAAGUUCAAUUAAAAUUCUUUUUUCUCCCAUCAAAAGUAUGUCAGCUUUUUCCCACUGAAUGUCGCUCUGUCCUAUAAAAAUUGAAAUACAGGAAAAAGAUUGUUGUGUUAUAUCAGAAAAGAUUCUUUACUUAAACAUGGCCUCAUUAAACUUUCCUUUCACACCAGACGUCAGCUUUUUCUGAGCUGGAGUUUAGGUUGUACACAUGGAAACAUUGCCAGAGAGAAGGAGUAUUUAUUUUUACAACUCUGUAUCAUCGUCACGUCUAAUUAUGGUAUUGAUAUCUUUUAGGAUAACAAGUGAUGAUUCUGUGAUUCAAUCUCAACGCUCUCGGAGAUACACCAACGGUAAGCAAGGAUCUUAACCCCCGACCCCCGCCCAACAUCUCUUAAUAAAUGUUGUCAUUGAAACGUCGCCAUAUUUUCCAUCAGUUGAUUACGAUUGUACCAUUUAACCCGAAGGUUUGAGCUGGGCUCACAGGGAUGUUGUUCGUCCUUCGUAUUCGAAAAUGACCAAGGCUAUAUUAAACGAUGAGUACGCAGGAGGCCUGUCAGUAUCUUUUUGUAUCUUAAAAGCUUUCCCGCACCUGAGACACACGUUGUUUUGGUUCCUUGUAGGAUAUGACGUGAUUUGGCUUUUUCGUGCCACGCACUAUCUUUGGGCAGUGCGCUUAUACUCAAAGGAUUUUGUCCGACAGUGAGUCUUUCAAGCCAGCUACACUGUCCGCGACAAGGUCAAUAUGCAUGGAUUUAAUUGAAGUUUUUAAACAAGCCUUGGAGAGAUUUGUCUGCCCAUCAACUAGCGUUCCCCGCUAGAUUCUGCUCUCUGGCUUUGUUGUGACACGCCCUGGCCAUAUGGCUUGUACUUUAUGUAGGAGUGGGUGGAUUAUGAUACAAAAGUCCCGUUGUAGAACCUAUCUUCUGCCAUCUUAUAAGAAGAAGUUUCCGCAUGUAGCUUAGGUGGGUAGGGUUUAGCUGUUCGGCACGUCUCGCCAGCAUAUAGUAGUGACACUAUUACGAUUGCCCUGUAUACCUUCAGCUAAGGUGACAGACUGAGACCCCUUCCGUUGCACAAUAGUGUUGACAGGAACAAAAACAAAUUAAUUUCAGGUCACGAGGUAAAUGUAUUUAAGAACUGUGUUACGCACUGACUUGUAUUGGGAGAAAUUAAUCUCCUAGUUUAAUUUUAAUUGGCUCGGACUAAACAGUGCCUAACAAAGGACGAUACCAUAGAAUCAACAAUAUUAAAGAUACGACCCAAAACAGUUUCUAGUUAAAAUUAAUAAGAUUUAUUAAGUCUAAAGAUAAUAACAAAAGAAAAGAAAAUAUAAUUACAAUCUUCAACUUACAGUAUGGUAGAUCUUGUACCGGUACACAGUUAACACAGUUAGAAUAAUGUGCCAAUAAAUAAUGCGAAAUAAACACAUAUGAGCACACAAAUACACAAAGAAUAAAACACGCCUCGUAAUGUUAAUAUCUAUCUGAAUCUCCGUCCCUUCGUAUCUGUCAAUCUUUUAUAUACAUGUAGCGUAAGACGCUUCCAGAAGGACCUAUGACGUGUUGUUUACAUAUCUCGGGUUAAAGAGUACAUUCGAGAAGUUACCCGGAAACAUUCUACCCAAUGCGUAAUUGGAAGCCGAUUGUAAACAAGCUACAUCAAAGAGAUUUAGCCCCGCCCACAACAGACGUUACUGUCUGCUAGGAGAGUACUACGAGGUCGAGGAAAGUUCACGCACAGGAAAUCGUGCUACAUAACAACUGUAACAACGUUAAAGUUAUAGUUAUUUUUAUAUUACAAUCACUUUACAUUUGAAAAUUUCCUUUACUCGUCUUUAAAUCUGCAAACCUGUCAAUCACUUGAUCAAAAUCAACACCCUUCACUAAAUAUCUUUCAACUGAUUAUAGUAGCUAACAGCCCCUAAAACAUCUGCUACUUCCUUGAUCGCAGCGGGUUGGAGUUCAGAAUGAAAGCGAUCAAUGCACUUCAGAUUCUCCCUAUUGUUUUCUUCUUGCAGCAUCUAUUUAUUGUUCUUCAGUCAUUCUCUUUUUAAAAUUUAAUCUUUUCUCUAACGAAAUUCUCCAUUGGUCUGAUUUUAAAAGUGCCUUCUAAAUACCAUGUUCCACUACGCGACAGCACUUCUUGUAGAGAAACAAUCUAAAGGCCUCUAGGUUGGUCUGCACGUUUGUAAGAGCAAAGCAUUGAAUCUGCAGAUACUGCCAGCUACUGCGGUCCGCACCCCGCUAGCUAUACGCCGCUGCUUUCCUUCAAGCACUAAUUUAAACUUUUACCCUUGAUUAUUACCACAUACAUUUUUAUUAGAAGACCAAACUACGAUAAGUAAGCCACUAAUCCUGUACUAUAAACUCUAACUCUGAUAAGUAGUCAGCAUCUCAUUGUUAUCAUCAUGCCCCUUAGUCCUUGGACCGUUGGGACACCACAGAUGACAAGAAAACUAUCCUCCUCCAUUCUUCUCUGUUUUCUGCACUUAGCAAAGCAUCGCAUUGCUUUAGUCUGGCCAACUCUUUGAUGUUAUCUUCCCAUCUUGUUCUCUGUCUUCCUCUUUCUCCCUCCUCUCGUUGUCCCCUGCAUGAUUUCUUUGGCGAAUCUUUGUUUUCUUAUCACGUGUCUCCUAUUUUAAAUUUAUGACUCGUUCAAACAGUGCCUAGCAAAGGACGAUACCAUGUAGAAAUGCAAUAAUAAAGAUACGACACGCAAAAACUGUUGCCAGUUACGAUUAAUAAGAUUAAAUUUGUAGUAAUACAAUAACAAAACAAAAUAAACAUAAUUACAAAUUAUCAACUUACAGAGUAUGGGAAAAUCUUGUACCGGUACACAAUUAGUACAAUGUGCCAAUUAAUAAUGAAGAAUGACGAAUGCGAAUAAACACAUGAGAACACACAAAGAAUAAUACAAUUGUCUCGUAUAGUUAAUAAUCUCUCUCUCUCUCUCUCUCUCUCUCUCUCUCUCCCUCUCCCUCUCUCCCUCUCCCCUCCCCCUCCCCCUCCACCUCCCCCUCUCUCUCUCUCUCUCUCUACCUGUCAAUCCCUUAUAUAUGUGGUUUAAUCCCUGCCUUCCAGAAGUUACUCAGCAUUUGUUUACGUUUCUAGAACAACUCGAGAUUAUUGGACAAGAUACUAGGAGACAGUCUAACUAUGCUUAUUUGGUAAACACGACAGAUCGAAAGAACUAGCCCCACCCAUCUAUGAACCGAGCGUCUGCUUAGGAAUCUAAUUUAAGGUCAAGCAAAGUUCACGCACGGGGAAAUCGUGUAAAAGUUAUGCAUAACGGUGGCCAUGCCAUUCCCGUUUGCGCUUCUUUACAGUACACAGGAGGUCAUCAUACUGCCAAUUGCUUGAAGAAUCCAUUUUCUUCCUUUAUAGCAGCAUCUAACUAUGAUUUAACUAUAACACUCUAAGCCAAUUAAAAUUUGUUUUAAAAAGUUUAUCUAUCUUUUACAGAAGACGUUAGCUAUAUGGAUACCUGCUUCUCGGAGAUCGCAACUUCUGAGAACGGCCCAAACACCCAGUAAUAGUGCAAGCAGGUGGCGCCAGAUGAGACCAACGACACAACAACAAAAUGGCGAGUGAGAGUGUCAACAUAAGACGACAUUGGAGUUUGUGGACCAACUUAUUUUUGUUUAAUUAGGCUGAUCGGUUAUAUUUUAUUGUAUUUCUUGAAAUCUUGCAAAUUAGCUCAAAAAUAUAGAUUAUGGACUUAAAUAUUACUUGAUGUAAUUGAAACGGAAUAUGUUGAAAAAAUCUAGUGACAUUGAAAAUAAUGUCAGUUAUCACUUUAAGGCUGAAGAUGAAAAAAAACAUGCAACAUCAUUU
This is a messenger RNA of Lymnaea stagnalis (great pond snail), 12564 nucleotides long. Lineage: Eukaryota; Metazoa; Mollusca; Gastropoda; Lymnaeidae. The record is from the annotation of a GenBank genome assembly.